Lates calcarifer (barramundi perch) is the source of this 6549-nucleotide messenger RNA. It is a transcript of the gene prkx, whose product is annotated as protein kinase X-linked. Gene Ontology annotation, molecular function: protein serine/threonine kinase activity; ATP binding. The record is from RefSeq and is a predicted model, not a curated record. The transcript has 8 exons. Lineage: Eukaryota; Metazoa; Chordata; Actinopteri; Centropomidae. Gene Ontology annotation, biological process: protein phosphorylation. Bases 727 to 1683 code for a protein of 318 amino acids.
GGCCGCAUUUUGUCAACAUACAGCUCCUGUCUUCAAAAUGUGUCAACGUCCGUACAGUCACGCAGGAAAUACCGGAAGUUGGCCAGUUUAGCACAAACGCGCGGGCUCUCUCUCUCUCUGUGUCUCUCUGUCUCUCUCUCUCGCUCUGGUUUUCUCAGUCAGGCAGGUUAAUCUUUUAUUUUGAAAUGUUUACGGACACUGCUGUUGUGUCGCUUCCUGGUUGAUGUGGACAGGAGGAAGAGCUGCUGGGUGAGGUCUGUUGUUGUAGCUGAGGAAAUAAUGGAGAAAGUCCGUAAAGUUGGAAACGAAAAGCCGCGGGAUUCAUGGAGUUAGUGAGCUUUAAUAUUCUCUUUUAUUCCGGAUACACGUAGCUUUACUGCGGAGCUUCUUUUCAUAGGCUACCUCCAUGCUCCGGCGCUUUUCCCAUUAGCUGCCUAUAGAUUGCUAGCUGCUAACGCUACAUGCCAGAGCACCUGUCUCCAGCCUCUUUGUCUCACUCACGUCGGUGGCCUCAGGUCUUCUUGUCUGUCAGGUCUUUGAAGCUGGUGUUGUAAACGUCCGCUGUUUUCCUGCUCAGUAGACUCCUAUCCCUGUUGUCCUACCUGCGCUGCCGGAGCUGGACAAAGAAGAUGGACCGAUAAGUGUCCCCGUCCAGAAAUGUUCGAUACGAACUGUGUAUGCGUCCCGCUGGAUAUUAAUAAAACCAGAUACUCGCGACAGUAAGACAUGGCGUCCUCCAAAGCAAAGUUGGGAGUAAACAGUGAGACCAACUCCCUGAAAGAAAGUAACAGCAGCGGCGGCGGUCCAGCUGGAGAAGCGUCUCCAAACCACCGGAUAUACUGCCUGGAUGACCUGGAGACCGUCGCCACAGUCGGCACAGGGACCUUUGGCCGAGUCUUCCUGGUCAAGGACAAGAAGAGCAGGGCCUUCUAUGCCCUGAAGCAGAUGAAGAUCUCCGACGUGAUCCGGCUGAAGCAGGAGCAGCACGUCCACAAUGAGAAGGAGGUGCUGACAGAGGUCAACCACCCCUUCCUUAUCCGACUGUUCUGGACUCACCAUGAUGAGCGCUUCCUCUACAUGCUGAUGGACUACGUGCCGGGCGGUGAACUGUUCAGUUACCUCCGCAGCCGUGGGCGUUUCAGCAACGCCACGGGGCUCUUCUAUACUUCUGAGAUCGUAUGUGCCAUCGAGUACCUCCACUCCAAAGAAAUCGUCUACCGCGACCUGAAGCCCGAGAACAUCCUGUUGGACUGUGAAGGACACAUCCGCCUGACCGACUUUGGCUUCGCGAAGAAGCUUUCUGACAGGACCUGGACUUUGUGUGGCACUCCUGAGUACCUGGCCCCUGAAGUAAUCCAAAGCAAAGGUCACGGCCGAGCGGUGGACUGGUGGGCUCUGGGCAUCCUCAUCUUUGAAAUGCUGGCUGGGUACCCACCGUUCUUUGAUGACAACCCGUUUGGAAUCUACCAGAAGAUCCUGGCUGGAAAACUGGAAUUCCCACGCCAUCUGGAUUUCUAUGUCAAAGACCUCAUCAAGAAAUUUCUGGUCAUUGACCGAGCCAGACGGUUAGGCAACAUGAAGAAUGGAGCUGAUGAUGUGAAGAAGCACCGCUGGUUCAAGACAAUUGACUGGGAGGCCGUUCCUUUGAGGAAACUAAAGGUAUUUCUGCCUCUGGAGCUGUAGAGUCUGAUCUGUGAUGACAAGUCUCCUGCUGCUCCUACAACUCCACUCAACACCUGCUGCUAGAAUUAGAAAUGACUUAUACUGCUAUUAGUUGUAUUGCUGUGUUAGCAGUUAAUACUUUAAUUAUCACUACUAUCAUUACUACUGCUGUAUUACUGGCCUCAUCUUACAUCUGAUAUGGAACCUGUGUUAUGCUAUGUUCUUCUUUCGCUAUUCUCUACCCCCCUCCCCCCUCCUCUCUCCUUCUUAACCCAACCGGUUGAGGCAGAUGGCCGCCCACCCUGAGUCUGGUUCUGCUCGAGGUUUCUGCCUCUUAAAAGGAAGUUUUUCCUUGCCACUGUCUCCUAGUGCUGCUCUUGGUGGGAUUUGUUGGGUCUCUCUCUGUAAAUACCUAUUUUAAAGAGUAUGGUCUAGACCUGCUCUAUAUGAAAAGUGCCUUGAGAUGACUCUUGUUGUGAUAUGGCGCUAUAUAAAUAAAAUUGAAUUGAAUUGAAUUGAAUAAGAUAAUGUCGAAAUUACAAAAUAAGACAGAAUUAUGAUGUAAUUAAUUGAAAUUAUGACAUAAAUUGAAAUUAUGAGAUUUAUCUCUUUUGUUUUGUCUCAUAAUUUCUCACCUGGAGGUAUCACAACUAGUCUGGAGCCAAUGAGGGCCCAGUAUAAAACUGUUGAAAGCCUCCAGGUCGUAGACACUGCGAGGGGACUUUUUAGUGAAGUAGGAGAUGACUUUAGAUACAAAAAAUAUUUGUUGAUUUCCCAAGAAGCAGAGGGAGCCAAUGUCAUUUUAAGAGUUUUAAACAUUUUUUGUGGAAAAAAAAUAUAUAUAUAUCAGACAUCAAUAAUUACACAAAGUCUUUAAAACUGUGGGUAAGGGAUUUUCACAGUGACCUAAUUUUGAACAUCCUUUGUACUACACUAAAGAACUGGUAGUGGCAGACUGGAAGUUUGCAAAGUUUGCUUAGCUCUCAUCAUUUCUUAGUAUCAGUGUCUCUGACUCCAUGUAAACAUAGCAUGUGCUCUAAUAUGGCCACAUUAAUGCUGAAAGGCUCAGAGGAGCCAACUGGAGGCUCUGAAGUUAGUUUUUCUGCAGUUGGACAAAGUUUACACACUGCACAAAUUGUCAAAUGCAGCAUCAGCAGUGCUAGUUUUCUGAAUGGUGACCGCCAAAUGAGGUGAGUUAUCAGUUAUCAGUGCUGGUAAAGUGGCGUGAUUUAUAAUGUGUGCAGUGGACUGGGUACAUAACAUUCACUGUGUCACUCCGCAACUCAUAUUUAACCUGAAGUUUCAGACCUGCACUUAAGCUUGCACUGUAUGUUCCACUGUCUCCACAGCCUCCUAUCGUUCCGAAAGUUUCCCAUGAGGGCGACACCUCCAACUUUGAUGUUUACCCAGAGGAGGACUGGAAGAAAGACCCCCCUGUUCCUCAGAAGGACUUAGAGAUCUUCAAGAACUUCUGAUCAGUCAGCCUGGUUUAUUUAUUGAUGGAAUAUCCUGAGAAUUGAACCAACAUAAUGUAAAGUUAAUGUUACAGGUACUAUCAUGGAGAAAACACUUAUUUAUCAAAGCAGGGAGUCACGUUUAUCUGUAAUAAUGACCUCCCUACAGUCUAACUCCAAAUGAUUGAUGCUGUGACAUGUAUCAUACCACAGAGAAGAUUUGAUUUUUGUGUUUAUUUAUCUGACUAAAGUCAAUUUUUUGCUGUUAUAGUUUUUUUUAAUUACUUUUUUUCCUCUGAGCCUGCACAUAUGCAAAAAAAAAAAAAAAAAAGCGGUUCCUUUGAAACCAAAAGACUGUUACUUUCUAGAUUCAAAAAAGAGAACAAUCAGGUCUUUUUUUAUAUUGUCAUGUUUUAUAUUUUCUGUCUUUUUCAAAUGUUCAUGUAGUUAUAUUUAAUGUGACUCCAGACUGGUGCUGUGACUGUCAGCUGACCAGUGGUCACUAAUGUGCAGUUUUAGACUUAUUAUACUGUAUGUAGUCAUGAGUCAGACACUUUAUUUGAAAAUGUGUGACCAGUAGCACUUGUAAAAAAGUGCCUUACAUCACAGUUAUAUGGGCAUGAUGUCUCACAAUUAUAUAAAGUUCACUUGAAACUGUGCUUUUGUCAACCGUCAGCACACCACCAAGUGCUAAUGGAAGUUGAAUCAUGGGACUGUCAGUACAGCUGCUGAAUGUGCUGUCUCGUCUCCUACUGUAAAGUUCUCUUCCUCCAGCUCUGUUAUUUCCUGCUGCAGCCCUACAGCAGCUUUAUUCAUAGCCAGGACUUUGUUAUUAGCGUACAGUCACAGCUGCUCCACAGAUAAACUACAGGCUUUCCCAUAGCACUUUGAGCUCAUUCACUUUACUCAUCAUCAUCAUCACCACCAUCAUCAUCAUUGUUGUCAUGCUUUUAAAGCCAAGACAUGUGAGGUGAAAGGUGCUGGGAUGUGAGGUCCUCAAUAUCUAACGUCUCACUCUGUAGAGCUACAGUGGACCGAGUCAGUAUUCAUCAGUUUCAGUUUGUCAUGUAGUCGAGGCUGAAAUCUGUCAAAAUGUUUAAACUUCAGGACAAUAUUGGCCUUUAACAUAAACGUAAUCUUAAUGUCUCUGUUUUGUUAGCUGCCAUUCAAAUCAUUGGUGGGGUGACGACAUGUCUACACUGGCUGCAUAGUGACAGCAGCAGCUUGUGCAUCAGUGUCUACACUGGGGGCACUCAGGCACAGUAGUGCUCUGUGAACAGCCCUCAUGCCCAACACUCAGUCACUGUAGUUAUGUGCAUUUGACCGAAGAAAAUACUUGAAGCAAAACAGGUGCUUAGGGGUUAUGGAUGAAGGUGCUAUAUGCAAGUUUUGCUAUCACUACAUAGCCAAUGUUAGCAUUAACAGUUGUUUACCUACCAGUCUAGUUUAGCAUCACUCUUCAUUCCUUUACUGACCGACAGCUGUCUCCAGAGGUGGAAAGCAAUGCCAGUGUUUUGCUUCUAGUUCUAUCACAUCUUCUUUUCUACUGAAGUUAGCAUGCUAACCCGCUAGCUCCAGCCCAGCUGGCCCAUCUUGUCACUUUCCAAUAGUCAUCUCACUGUAGUGUCCAGACUGCCCUGAAGACGUAGCUGCUCAGAGGGCGUAAUCUAACCUCUCGUUUUGUAAACACAAAGAUGGCUGAAGCUCUUGGCAGUGACCAUCACCACCACCCACUCCUGACAGCAGGAGAAGACUUACAAAUUAAUGUUGGUCUGAACAGAGCAUUCGUCUUCUGAGUGAAGAGUGUAGGACUUUGAUAUCUGCUGGCCUCUCAUUGACUUCACCACAACACAAGCUCACAGCAACAGUUGUGUUCAGUGGAUCAGUUAUUUUUAUGUGUUGUCUGCCUUGUUUGAAUUCAGAGGAGUAAACACUUGAGACACUGAAGUGUUUUUGUGCGUUUUGGUUGGACAUCUAAUGUCCUUAUCACUCUGCAUUUUUCCUCAUCCACUCAUUUUCAUCCACAGUCAACAUCCACAGUCACUAAAUUUUGCUAGUUUUGUUUGCUUUCACUUUGUCAUAGAGCAUUCCUCUGUACCAAAGGACUGAAUGCUCCUGAACACAGCCUCAGUACUGGAUUGUUGACAGCAGUGGCAUCAUUUGCCAUAUUGACUGAUAUUACUAUUCAUUUUUCCUGUUUGUCUGUUUAAAAAAACAUAUGUACAUGUGAUGUUUUAAUAAGGAUCCUUGAAAUUGAUGAUUAAAGGGCUGUGACAAAGAUUUGAACUAAGCAUGACAUUUUAUCACUGAAAAAUAAACUCCAAAACAACACUGAAGACAACUCAAACUUUUUUUUCCCUUUUUUAAUUGGUAAAUCAUUGGCUGUAUUCACAGAUCAUUUUUCUCCAAACCGGCCAAGAAUACUACUGGCUGAACUGGAAUACUACAGUUCAGCCAUCAAUGCCCUCAGACUGUGGUUUAUAAAGUUAAUCAGUCUUUUUUCUACCUGCAUGCCCCCACUCCUGCCUGUACCAAUAAACAUUUAGCUUCACAUUCUCUAACAGAAACCAUCAUUUGAGGACAUUUAUCAGACUUCACACAGUUCCCUCUGGAAAUACUAAAGGACGAAUAGACUUGAUGUCACAAUGCAGUAGUCGUACCCAGUUCUCCUUUGACAGGAACCUGAGCUUGAUGUGUCAGGGCCAUACAGGAGAACUCCUGGUGGUAAGAUGAUAUACUGUGUGAACCCAGAUCCCAUAACCCCAUACUGAACUAAUAUAAAUGUCAAAUGAAGCCAUGUGUGGUGUAGACACACCUGUGCUCUGAAGACCAUAACUCUUUGCUGACAUUUCUGUUCAUUUAUCAGAUGUUAUAUAUCUGUGAUAAGCUAAUAUUAACCAAUAUCAACCUUGCUGAUAAAUCAAUUUGACUCUGCUUCUGAAAAAUGGUGAAAUUCAAAGUAUCUGCACAGGAUGUCAAAUUCUGGCAGCUUCAGUGAAUCUUUCACUUCAUCUCAGAGGUAUACAGAUACAUACAUUUUUGUAAUGUAAGAAGAAAAUGAUUCAUCUCUCCUCACAGUUCAUGUAAUAUAACUCUCCACAGUGUAUUUAAAGCUUUUUCUGCUGAGUAGAGGAACCUGGGCUGCUCUCAGUACAGUGCUCAUCCAUUUAGAGCAGUUAUUGCAUGUGUUGUCUGUAACCUCCAACCUAAACCCAUUAUGUCUCACCCAGCAAUGUUUUAUAAUCAUCAGCCUUCGCCUUUAAAAUGUUUAGUUGUUGCAGUCAGACAUUGUUUAUACCCAGUACAUAUUGAUGCCUUUUAUGAUACUGUACUCCCUUUAUACCUUUAACUAUGGAACUGUAAGCAAUGACACAUGUUUGUAUGACGACCUAAAAGUCUUUAAAAGUGUUAAAAUAGAAACAUGUUCUCUUUU